UCCUCUUUCCUCGGAGGAAACUUUCCGCCGGCUGGUCCAUCGGCCCUUGUCCGGCCCGCGCUGCCGCGGCCUGGGAUCCGAGCCGGGCGGGCAGGUGACCGGGACCGGACGGGGCGGGAGCGGCCGGGCCCCGGGUGUCUGCGGCCGCCGGACGCGCCGGGGCCGGGCAGCGGGGAAGCGGGGCGCUGACGGCUGACAGGGGAGCUGCUCCCCCAGAGAAGCAUGGAUGCCCCCCGAAGGGACAUGGAGUUGCUCAGCAACAGCCUGGCGGCCUACGCACACAUCCGCGCUAACCCCGAGAGCUUCGGCCUCUACUUCGUGCUGGGUGUCUGCUUUGGCCUGCUGCUCACCCUGUGCCUACUAGUCAUCAGCAUCUCCUGUGCACCCCGCCCGCGGCCCCGAGGGCCCACUCCGCGCCGGGACCCCCGCAGCAGCACCCUGGAGGCCGAGGACGACGACGACGACGACGACGAUGAGGAUACGGUGACUCGGCCGGGCCCUGAGGUGUCCACGGAGCCCGACGGGCCCCUGAGCGUCAACGUCUUCACUUCGGCGGAGGAGCUGGAGCGGGCGCAGCGGCUAGAGGAGCGGGAACGGAUCCUGCGGGAGAUCUGGCGCACUGGACAGCCAGACCUGCUGGGCACCGGCACGCUGGGGCCCAGCCCCACAGGCACGGGCACCCUGGGCCGCAUGCACUAUUACUGACCGGCCCCCAGAGCGUACUGGAUAUGCACAGGGGCUUCGAGCUGCCCCAGGACCUUUGGACUGCCCCUGCCCACGGUGCUAUGGAGGCCCCGCCCCCACGGCUCCCCUGGUGCUGUUGGGCCUGGAUUCCCGUCCCCUGGGAGACACCCUUCCCCCGUCCAGCCAGAAGGCCCUGGGGGUAGGGCAGGACGCAGGGUCCCCAUCCCCUCUCUGGGGGACGGUUAAGAGGUGACGUGACCAAUGAAAGCUGCAUUCUCAGUGA
Molecule: messenger RNA, 967 nt
Organism: Aethalodelphis obliquidens (Pacific white-sided dolphin)
Lineage: Eukaryota; Metazoa; Chordata; Mammalia; Artiodactyla; Delphinidae
Gene: EVA1B
Product: eva-1 homolog B
Exons: 3
Coding region: 223-705 (160 amino acids)
Source: RefSeq, a predicted model, not a curated record